Molecule: messenger RNA, 3084 nt
Organism: Monosiga brevicollis MX1
Lineage: Eukaryota; Choanoflagellata; Craspedida; Salpingoecidae
Exons: 11
Coding region: 1-3084 (1027 amino acids)
Biological process (GO): mitochondrial translational elongation
Cellular component (GO): mitochondrion
Molecular function (GO): GTP binding; translation elongation factor activity; GTPase activity
Source: RefSeq, a predicted model, not a curated record
AUGGCCCCAACUUGCUGGCGCCACACGGUGUUGGUGGCUGCGCUUGCCUGCCUGCCAGUAUCUCGCACUACGGCCUCAGACAGCUUUGCUCUGCACGACCCUGAACCACUGCCCGUCUAUGAGCCCUCAAGCCGUCUUGCCCGCGCAGCCUCGCGCCGGGCGCUGAGCCUUGCUUCGACCCUCGACCUUGACCACCGAGGCUUGCCGCAGCUGCACAGCAAUCCCGCUGCAACGCACACCAUCUUCAUUGACUUUGAUGGGCACCGCUCACUCUCAUCCUCUCGCUACGGCGAAUAUGAGGCCCGCGCCUUUGACACUUCGGGCAAUUCGAGCCAUUUCGAUGCUGAAGAGCGCCUCGUCAUCUACGAAGUUUGGCAACGCGUCGUUGAAGAUUUUUCAGCCUUUGACGUGGAUGUCACUACGGAGGCGCCAUCGCCCACCUUGAGCCGAUAUGCUCACGUUCUCGUGACAAGCCACGUCCAAAGAUCCAACGCCGUCAUGCCCUUUAGCGCCGGUGGUGGCUACUCCUUUGUGGGUGUCUGGCCGCGUUCCGACCUCCUGACUGUCUAUUCCCCCGCCUUGGUGUUUUUUGACCGCCUGUACCAGCGCGCCGACUACAUUGCGGAAGCCGUAAGCCACGAACUUGGACACAUUUUUGGGCUCGUGCAUCUGGGAACCAAAGUUGGCCAGACUGUGCAGACGUAUUACACGGGGAGUGGCGACACGGGCGUGAUCAUGGGCUCGGCCUACAACCGCCAAUACACUGUUUGGUCACAGGGCGACUAUCCCAACGCCAAUGUGCAACAAGACAAUGUGCAGAUUUUACGAGCGGCGCUGGGUUCGCGGGCCGAUGAGGCCGGAGACACGCUCACCACGGCAUCGAUGGCAGCUGUCAGAGACAAGAGCCUGCUGUUGCAGGGCGUGCUGGGCCACGAGGCUGAUGUCGACUUUUACGAAUUUGAGGUCGUGCGCCCAAACAUUGUACAUUUCCAGAUGCGCAUGCAAAGCUUUGUGGCGCCUGCCCACACGUUGGGGGCCAACUUGAAACUCAAUGUCCAACUACUCGACGGGCGAGGUGGACUGGUGGCUCAAGGGCUUGAAUUGUCGCUGCGCCUGGUACCGGGCAGCUAUUACAUACGCGUCAGUGCUCAGACCGACCAACGGGGCCUGCUCGAUGCGUACGCCUCGCUGGGGCAAUACUGGUUGUAUGCGGUAUUGAAUGAUUUGGUAUCAUCCGUGGACGAGACGACCACAGCGUCCAUCGCCGCGCCCACCCCGACUGCGCUCGUCACAACCCCAACGUCAAUGACAGAGACGCCCGCGUUUGAAGCGAGUACCGUGGCGCUGGCCCCAAGUACCACAGCGAGCACCGACACUGCGGGGAGCCAUGAAGAGGCAUCUAGUGGGGUCUGUGCUUGCACGGCCAGCUACAGCACAUAUGGCUCCCGCAAGGCUCGCAAGCGCUGGAGCAUCAAGUUUAAGACCAAGGCUUGCGCCGCGUAUCGAUUUCACGUGUGCGUCGAAGAGCCAGGCAACGGCCAGGCGCCCGCCAAUCUGACAUUGGCGCUCGAGGAGAAACGUGAGGGGCGAUACGAGCGUCGCCUGGCCGUCCUGGGGAGCUGCCUCAGCUACGAGGUCGCGGGCGCAGCCUGUGCCCGUGGCACCAAGUGGCGGGUGGUUGUCGAGAACCCCCUCAAUCUCGCCUACGUAUUGCACAUGCCCGAGCGCAAGGUCACCCAAGCCAGCCAGAUGUUGACCGCCGUGCACAAGGCCAUGUCUUCCAUGGCUGCCCCCGGGCGCCAGUCCAUGCUCCAGCGCUCCAUCUUCAACGGUGUGCGCUCGAUGAGCUCGUUCGACCGCUCCAAGCCUCACUGCAACAUUGGCACCAUCGGUCACGUCGACCACGGCAAGACCUCUCUCACCGCCGCCAUCACCAAGGUCCUUGCCGAGUCGAACCUCGCCGAGUUCAAGGGCUACGCUGAUAUUGAUCGUGCCCCCGAAGAGCGCGUCCGUGGUAUCACCAUCUCGACCGCCCACGUCGAGUAUCAGACCGAGAACCGCCACUAUGCUCACAUGGACUGCCCCGGCCACGCCGAUUACAUCAAGAACAUGAUCACCGGUGCCGCCCAGAUGGACGGUGCUAUUCUUGUUGUCAGCGCCACUGAUGGCCAGAUGCCCCAGACCCGCGAGCAUCUCCUGCUUGCCAAGCAGGUCGGCGUGGGUCACCUCGUUGUCUUCAUCAACAAGGCUGACAUGAUUGACGAUCCUGAACUGCUCGAGCUGGCGUGCACAUUCCACUUUGCACUCACCACCUUCCAUUGGUGUGCCCGUGGCAAUCGACAGGUUGAGGUUGAGAUUCGCGAGCUUUUGGGUACCUAUGGUUUCGAUGAAGAUGAGACUCCCGUGAUCACCGGCUCGGCCCUCUGCGCUCUCGAGGACAAGUCCCCCGAAAUGGGUCGCGAAGCCAUCCUCAAGCUUAUGGAAGCCGUCGACAACUGGAUCCCUACCCCCGUGCGCGACCUGGACAAGCCCUUCCUGAUGCCUGUUGAGAAUGCCUUCUCCAUCUCCGGCCGCGGCACCGUUGUGACUGGCAAGAUUGAGCGUGGUAUUGUCAAGAAAGGUGACGAAGUUGAGAUCAUUGGUUACGGCAAGAACAUCAAGACUACCAUCACAGGUCUGGAGAUGUUCCACAAGGAUCUGACCGAGGGUCAGGCUGGUGACAACCUCGGCGCCCUGUGCCGUGGUAUCAAGCGUGAGGAUGCCACCAAGGGCAUGGUCAUGUGCGCCCCCGGCUCCGUCAAGUGCCACCGCAAGUUCCAAAGCCAGCUCUACGUUCUCAGCAAGGAGGAGGGUGGCCGCCACACCCCCUUUGUCAACGGCUACCGUCCCCAGCUCUUCACCCGCACUGGUGACAUCACCUGCACCAUCCAGCUGCCCGAGGGCAAGAUGGUCAUGCCUGGUGAGGAUGCCGCCCUCGAAGUUGAGCUCAUCACCGAGCUUGCACUCGAAGAGGGUCAGCGCUUCACCGUCCGUGAGGGCAACAAGACCGUCGGCACCGGCAUCGUCUCCAAGAUCAUUGAGUAA